AUGUACUCUUACCAUUUGUAUUUUAUUUUGAACAGGACUGUUGGCUGUAAGUGUCACUUAGUGGAUGAAGUGAACACAGUAUAUGCAGAACAUAAUGGUGUAACAGAUCGGAAAAAUGCUGUCAUGAGGGAGCUGUAUAUAAACGGUUUAUCACAUGGAAAACCAGUUGGUAUACAGACUCCUGAAGAGUGGGACUUGGCACUGGAAAACAAAAAGAAUAGCUUGCCUCUGCUAGACAAAUUUAAAGUGACGAAUGUAGACACGAGGGCAAACAGUAUCGAUAAUUCAUCAUUAUCCAAGACCACAAAUAGGACAGAAAAAGAUCCAAGGUUGGAACUUGUAUCUGGGGUUGAUAUGUUUGGAGAAACAACUUCUGAGAACUACAGUUCCCCUUCAAGCCCCCGGCUUAAUGGGAGGGAAAGUUUUGAGAGUGAAGAAAAGGACAGAGGCUGUGACAGCAUCUGUGAAGAAUUUAUGAAGCUGGAAAAUAAAACCGACUUUAUUAGCUGCCAUGGCACACGUGUGGUUACUGGUAGGCCAACUGCUCAGGUUGCUCCAGUGUUUAAUGACAGUGGAACUUGUUCUGAAAUUUCCUUGAAUGCUUCAGAAUUCCAGCACACUGCAGUCAAGUCGUGUUCACAGUGUAAUGUGCAAAGUGGUGCACAGGAAACGGAACAUGAUGGCUCAUGUUCAGUAGCAACUGUGGACAGAAAACCAAGUGAAAUGCAUGUGGCUGAUGCUGUCUGUUCCUCUGAUGUAACAGAAGCCCCAGUGUUGUCAUUCAGCAGAUCAGGUAAAGAAGCUGAACUUGCAUCAUCAUCAUCUUUAGUAGGUCCAGCUGCUUUUGUCACUCGUGCUGUCCAGGCAGGAUGCUCACAUCAGGCUCAGACGAUCAGGAUGGCUACAUCACAUUUGGACUCCAAUGUUUGUACAACUAUGGGCCUCCAGCCCCCUGGAAGUACUAAUCAGGGAUCGAGUACAGUCUUCAUCUCUGUACAGCCAGGAAAUAUGCCAGAAUCCCCAUCAGUUGCGUCUGACUCCACCCCUACAGCUGUGGUCACAAAUGCGUUUGGACUGUCUUCUCUUUUAUCUCAGAAUGAGGGAACCUCAGGAAUGAAUCUUCAGUCAAACAAUUUAAAAGGACUUGUUGCAUCACCUGGUUUACCAGGUACUCCAUUUGCUUAUGCCCUACCAGGAGCCUUAUUUCCCACCAGUGUUUUGCCCACACAAAGUACUGGCAUAUUAAACAGUACAGCAGCUGCUUCUCCACCUCCUCCUGCUGUUGCUGUAGGCCAAGUCCAGUCUGGUAGUGCUGUGUCUGUUCCUGUUCAUACACCUGAUCCUGCCCAUAGUCCCUCCUUAACAUACAGUGCUGCUUCAGGUGAGAAUGCAUCUUACAUAAAUUGCCUUGGAAAUAGUCCAAACAGGACAGUUCUCCCACAACAGCCAGUAGGUUCUGGGGCUUGCAAUUCCUGUGGGCGUGGAUGUAGUUGUGGAACUAGAAGUGGUGACAUGAAUUUUUACUAUCCUGCUCCACAGGGACAGCAUUACAGAUUACAGGUCUUCCCUUUUCCAUCAGUGUGCAACAGUAGCUACCUCAGUCAAGCACAUCAGAACAGUGGAACACAGCUUCCUUUUUUUCUUCCCCAGGCACCAUAUGCAAAUGGACUUAUUCCUGACCCAUUACUGGGAAGUCAGGCCAGCUAUGGAAUCCAGCAAAUGGCAGGGUUCCAGCGUUAUUACUAUCCUAUGUUUCAGGCUCCAGUUGUAGUCCCUAAUGCAAAUGGUCUUGUACCCAAGAAGAAUGGAAUUAUGUCGUGCUGUAAUUGUGGUGCAAGUGGACACUUUUCACCAGACUGCAAACAGCCACCUAUGGAGGCCAGUCAGCAAGGUGAGAAUAUCGGAUACAGCCCAGGGAUAGUGCUGCAGAUGCCAUGUGCUGAAGUAUAAUUACUAGCCCCCCUCCAAAAAAAUAAGGGGGGGGGCUUUUAAGAAUGUAUGUAUGUAGUGGCCAGUGUGUUAUAUUUUUUGGCACUGUUAAAACUGAUUUUACUGGAAUUAUCAACAUUUUUGUGUAACUUAAUUUAGUUCAACAAUUUUGUAAAAUUUUUCAGGUAUGCCCCCCUUAGGACCCUUUUUAAGAAACUCAACUGUAUUACUGUAAAACAAAAUACAGCAGCGGUUUUAAAUAAGAACUUCUGGACUGACACCCACUGAUGCACUGUAACAUAGUUGAGCUAGACAAGGUGUUGUCUUUCUGUUCAUUUUAGCAGUGUCCACUGUGACCAGCUUACCUUUUAUUCAGUACAGUGCGCAUGUAUUAAAAUGGCUAUAUGUUAUUUUUUAGGGGAGGGAGUGGCAUAGCUUUUUUUAGAUGGUGAUUGGUGAGAUUCUGGAUUAUUUUCUGUAUGGGAUUCACAGGUUUUACAUUGUCACUGUCUUAAAGCAGGUCAGUUUGCCAUGCCGAUCUUUAAUUGCAUGCUGUACUUGACAUUGAAAGUCUUUUCUGCCUACAUCUCGGGCCAUAAGCAGAAUGUCCACCACCAGUAAGCAGCACUCCUUUUUCGAUUCUUGCCAGAGGCCUGUUCUAUUAAAAGCCAUCAUUAUCUGGGAGUUUAGCACCAUCUUCCCAGCUGUUUCUUGGCAUUAUAUCUCUGGUUAAAUGUAAUCAUAUUUUCACAGGAAUUUGCAAAUUUCAUCUCUGCAUCUUCAAUUAUCACCAUGUUUUUCUUUAGUCUUGUUAUAGAAAGAAAAUUUUUUCUACAAUGGAGCUUGUUUACAGUGACAUUUUUAUGUAUUGCGUGGGCCACCUUGCUUUGAUUCCAUGUUCUGCCAUGAAAUUGACUUCACUGUUAGUUGCUACAAGUGGGCCUUUACGUAAUGGCGAGUAGUCAUCUAGUUUUUACCACAUUUCUUCUUUAACCAGUCCUUUAAUCUGCAUUACCAAUAGAUAUUAGUAAAUGUUCUGCAUAAGACUUUUUAGACAUGGAAGGUGGUUUGUUUGAAAUCAUAGCUCAGUCCUGCAGGCCACUGCUGCUAGUUUGGCCCCUGUUUGCUAGGGAGACAUGGUUAUGACCCAAGACUUAAAUCACUGAUAUUAACUUUACCAGUAGGUCCCCUAGAAAAUGCAUCUGAAAUCAGUGCAGCAGGAGUGCCGUUUUCUUUUUCUCAAGUCCUGUGUGGACUGCAGCAUUGAUGCCUUUGAUAGCCUCUAGGGAUGGCAAGAAAAUCUAAUUAGGGUUCUCAUAGCAUUUACUGGCAAGUGUAGUCAGUUCACGUUUGGACCCAUUAUGAAUGCAAAAUUCAUUCCAUUAACCCUGUUUCGUUCUUUUCUGGAUGACCUGGCUAAAAUGUACAAACACUGAAUAAGAAUGCCUUGUUUUUUUCUUGCAAGGAUAUUCUUUAGCCCUGCUUUUUGUCACUCUUUCCCAGCAGUUUGAGAAUUCAAGGAUGCAACUUGCUUUUGGUCACGGAUGCAACUUGCUUUUGGUCACCAACUAUCAGAAUACUUUAACAGUGCACCUUGCCUUAGAAUCCACCUGGGUAGAUUGGAAGUCCUAAUCUCCUGGUUUGGUUACUAGUUUCAUGGCUGUAAUUUGGAGGGAGUGAUACUUAACAGAUCUCCACAGUUCUAAACAGCGCAACAGUUUAAAUGCUCUCACCACUGCUUUAUCCUUUCCAUCUAAAAGUUAUCUUUGUAAUAUUGUGUGUUAUGGCAUAAUGUUAGUCACCUUACUUUGGGAUAUUAUCUAGAGUGAGAAAGUAGUAAGGUUUUUCACCUUUACUGAUGUAAAGUACUGCAGUUGUGUGCAGGGAAACUACAGGUGGCUUUCAAAAAGGGUCAGUUAGAGAAUGUUACUCUGGUUGCAGUGCUAUUAGUGCAAGAUCCUUGUGUUAUCUUGCAAAUGUUCAUGUUAGGGUUUAGUAGUAUCUUUAAACAUCUUGUUGGACCAUAUCAAUACAGUAUAAUGUUCUUAACUCAAGCUUCACUUUGUCUAAUAAUUUUUAGAGACAGAAAUCUGUUAAAUCCUCUCUUCCAAUCUGCAGUACUUCAUACAAGGAAGCUAAUGGAGGAAGGCCAAGGGUCUAGUGAGUCCAGAUAAUUUGCUCCUCUACAACUGCACAUGCCUGUCCCCUGCCAUUUUGAAUUUCUGUUGAUGUGCAGUUCACUUACUCCGGCAAGUCAUUACAGGACCACUGUCAGUAAAUGAAAAUAUUUUCUUAUUCAACUGUAGUUUUGCACCUUUCCCCUAUACCUUUGCCUUUCUUAAGUUCUUGCCCUCAGCAUUGCCUGUAAUGCUGAAACCGUAAUCUGCAAUCUUAGUUACACCAGUUUCACAGGUAUAAUUUGGAGACAUAGUGACUCUUAAAAGAAGCAGAACCUGUGCUAAUCUUGGUAAUCCUGUUCAGUCUGCACUUUUAUUUAGUGUGUAGACACUGUUACAGGUGUCUUUACUAGUAUAGUAGAAUCCCUCAUUUUUCAUGCAACCAUAAGUCUUGUGAGCC
Protopterus annectens (West African lungfish) is the source of this 4506-nucleotide messenger RNA. It is a transcript of the gene ZCCHC2, whose product is annotated as zinc finger CCHC-type containing 2. NCBI's taxonomy places the organism in Eukaryota, Metazoa, Chordata, Ceratodontiformes, Protopteridae. The transcript is spliced from 5 exons. The record is from RefSeq and is a predicted model, not a curated record. Gene Ontology annotation, molecular function: nucleic acid binding; zinc ion binding. Bases 1 to 1950 code for a protein of 649 amino acids.